CCUUCCGGUACGCGAGAAGACGCGUCCGCUGAUCGUAUUACGGUGUCCCGCCUUGGGACUGUAGUGAUCACGGCGAAGCGGAGGAAACAGGCGCGUGGGAAAAGCGCACGCGUAUGCAGGUCUGCGACUUGACGACAGCAGAGCCUAGGUGGCAGCGGGUGCAACAGCAGCGGCAGAGGCGGAGGACGGAGCGUGAGGAGAAGACGUAAGGAGGGGACCCACCUCGUCUAGAUUCUUGCUUGCCAAAAUCGCCUUCCGCUGAGCCUCCGACUUUGCAGGUGAUUGAUUGUCCAAGGACAGGAGCGUAUGGCCAUGGCGGCAGGUGCUGCGUGAAUACUCGACCAGCGCGCAAAUGCCGGCUCACGCCUCAGCAGGUGUGCAACCUCACCAUGCUCAUACACUGAUUUGCUACCAUUGUUCUGUUCACGUCGCGUCGGCUGAUCCUCGCAGCGUCGAGUCUGCCCGUCGCAGGAACCAAGAACCCGCGACCCACCUUGAUUGCGAAGGACACGGACAGGGCAGCCAUGCAGAGAUGGAAUUCGCAUCUCCAGCCUUGUGCGCGAGACCGUCCAGCGCAGGCGCACACGACGCUGCGAGUGCGCAUCAGGUUCUACACGCAGCCGUGCGUUCGCAACCGGACGCGAAGCUGACGGCGCGCAUCCUCCGUGAUGGCAAGGCACAAGCGCGGUGCGGGAAGUCUGUGCGUGAGCUACGCGGCGUGCGGUUGCCGUGGGUGCCGUCUUGCGCCACAGCAGCCGCGCACGUCGGAUCCGCGCUCCUAGUGCACCAGACAUCACACCGCAUUGAACACAUCCCCGCCGCUCAUCUGGUGAGUCUUGCACAUGUUUCGCAUGGACGCCCGCUGUCCUGCCUCCUUCUCGCGUGGACGCCCACUGUCCUGCCUCGCGUGGGCCUAUGCUUGCCGCCGCGGCCGGUCUACAGUUGGCUGUCCGCAUCCCCGGAGCGUAGAUCACGGGGGACGCUGCUCGCGCGUCGUGCGCUGCGUACCCGCACACGCAUCACCAUGCCAAGAGCCGGCUGCCCUUGCCCGCAGGGCACCUAA
This is a messenger RNA of Postia placenta MAD-698-R-SB12, 1063 nucleotides long. RefSeq lists its product as hypothetical. The transcript is spliced from 10 exons. The record is from RefSeq and is a predicted model, not a curated record. NCBI's taxonomy places the organism in Eukaryota, Fungi, Basidiomycota, Agaricomycetes, Polyporales, Adustoporiaceae. Bases 353 to 1063 code for a protein of 236 amino acids.